Messenger RNA from Procambarus clarkii (red swamp crayfish), 13081 nucleotides. RefSeq lists its product as uncharacterized. The record is from RefSeq and is a predicted model, not a curated record. NCBI's taxonomy places the organism in Eukaryota, Metazoa, Arthropoda, Malacostraca, Decapoda, Cambaridae.
CUUCCUCAUUCGUAAACAACUUGGCUACGGAGCAGAAUACACAAGGCCGAGCUGCUGACUUUGUGCCCUUACGUUACCAUUCUCUUCUCUCUGCCUGCCCAGAAUGGCACUCUAGCACCUACGAGCGGUGCGUUGAUCCACUGGAGGAGGAGGAAGAGGACGGUCAACGUAGCAGGUGUCAACUGGCCGGAUAUGAAAAGAUUUUGGUUGGAGGAACUGUGGCACUGGGCGAGAACUGCGGUGAUUGGGAAGAUGUCCGGAAUCAACGUGUGUGCCACGUUUGCCAUCUUGGUCUUGAUGCAGCUUGUGCCUUCAUCGUAUGCUGUAGUUGAUCAAGAUUGUGAACUUAGAGCUCUGUUGACAUGUUCCAGUCAUGAGGUGUGUGUACAAACCUCAAGUACUAGUACUACUGGUGUCUGCAAGUGUGAGUCUCAGUUAGUUUUGAAUAAAGCAACUGGCAAAUGUGAAAAGGACGAUCCAUCGGUGCUACCAGUGCCAGCAAGCAGCCAUUUGGGAUUAACCUUGGGUUUAGGCCUCACGUUUUUCCUACUCUUCGUGGUGGUUGCCUUAAUAUUGGCACAUCGUAAGCUUGGUUUAUUUUCUGGCAUGUGUGAUAAUCUUCCACGACUACGUAUUUUUGGCAGGAGAGGUCAAGACAUAAGCUUGGCAGAUAAUGAUGAUGAUGAUGUCAACCCUAUUGUAUGAGAUGCUUCAUUGCUUGUACUUGAAAUUAUGUCUAUUCGUUAAUGUAACGUGACUCACAGUGAGUUUUGGCUCCAGGAAUGCAAAUGUAAUAUAUUAAAUUGAUUAGAAAGUACAGGUUUGAAUGAACUAUAAUAACUGUUUAGAUGCUAUUUCUUACUGACUGUUAUGGGCAUUUGAAGGGUUGUAUUUUGUUCAGAUGUACAAGAUGUAACACAAGACUUGCUGUACUUACUGAUAUGUCUAACAAGUACUUUGACAUUUUUAAUGACUUUAUAAGAUUUAUCGUAAAAUUUAUUGCAUGUGGUCUUCGUGAAUAAUAAUAAAUUUAAAUAUUUAAUGACAGUAGAAUCUCAGAGGGUCAUUAAUGAGGAAGUGAUUAUAGUUACCUAUAUCACAAUGUUUUGUACAUCUCUCGAUUUCCACGUGAGGUCAGGUCUCGUGGUGGCCCCUGCUUGUGAAUCUCGGUAUAAACCGUAACACUCUUCAAUGUUGUUACAUUGAAAGACCAAAUAACGAUAAUUUUUAUUGUUUUAACAUUUGUUGAACAAAAAAUGUUUUAUCAGUUAAUGUCUCCUUUACAUGUUGCAUCAACUACACAUUUUAUUUGGUUCAUUUAAACUUUCAGGGUCAGUAAGGAAGUUCUGUAUAAUGAAUUAGCUAUUGUUACCUGAAUUUACAUGAUUAUUAAUGAAUGCUUUAUUUGUACGUAGCACAAUAGUAGAGGUAAUCCUUCUCAGAAACUGUGAUACUGUUUGAUAUAUUUUCAUAUUGUAAUGCGAUAUUGUUUUCUUUGAGUUGCAGUUUUGAUUAAAAUAUUUAUUCAUUGCUGCAAUGUCAGGGCUUUUCUACAAAUAUACAUUUUAUAUUGUGUUACUCUAUAAAUAAGAAAUAGAUCACAACAGUGGACAAUGAUAGUGGUGCAUUCCAGUCUUAAUGAUUAAUCUUAAGCAUGAUUAAAAACAUAGCUGUAUAUUCCAUUGUAAAUUGUGUCAGAAAUGGUAAUUAAAUACAGAGUAAAAUAAGAUAUUGUACUGAAAUUUUUACAAAUUAUUAUUAUAAUGGUGCAAAUAUAUUUUUAAAUCUUUAGUAACUCUUCACUUAAAAUCAAAACCAUAUAAAACAGAAGCUUGCUCUUGUGCCCUGCUAUAACUGGUUCAAUUUCACCUCGCGUGAAAAUCGCAGGAUGACGACAAUCCUUACACUGCGGCUGAACAGAGCACCAGUGCGUACCAAACAUUGUAUGGGACUUUGUAUUUUUUUUUUUUUUUUUAAUCAUUAGCCCUUGCACUAAACUGUCAAAACACUAUGUGUUUGUCAGUGUAGAUUUUCUUUAACAUCCAUCCCCACUACCAGUUUAAGUUGGUAGAUAAAUUCAGUGUCUGAAAAGUUUGGAUAUCUAUUAAAUUUGUAAUUGAUAAACGGCUGGCCUUUCAACUUUUAUCAGUUGAUCAUCAUAUAAAAUGUGUGAAAUCAAUUAAGUAAGACUUGCAGGAGGAUUCAUGCAGUAUGCCACUCUCCAUCUACUACACUAUAUACAGCAGUCAAUUUCUAUUUUUAUACUUGUUUUGCUCUUCGUGUUCCCGUAAAGAUGUUAAUGAUUGUUCUUCCUAGCAUUACUGUAUUAUAUAAUGUGCCUCAUUAUAUUAAACAUACAAAUAAGAUGUUAAAAUGAAAAUAUUAAAAGUGUACAAUUUUGAAAAAACUAUUUUUAUAUAAAGUAUUACUAUACUAUAUUUUGUAUUGCCAUCAUCUCUAUGAUUGUGAUGAGCCAAAAACUAAUAUUGCUGAUUUUGCAUAUUAACAAAUACUUAUCAUACAAGGUUAAACAUAUUACCUUUAAUACCAGUUUAGGAAGAGAAGGAACUAACAUGAUGUGUGAUUGUUCAUUUGUUUCUAGUUUUGCAUUUUAAGCAAAUCAAGUCUCACAUUUACUAUGGAGUAUUUAAGUAUACAUUAUGAAAACAAAUACUGUACCUCUAUUUGGAUAUAUUCUACCACAGUAAAUAUUGAGUAUGUUUGAAUAUUUCACAUUUUCAUUUAGUUUUGUUACAAUGUGUUCAUUGAUGAAAUGGAAGAAAAUACCUUUGCAAAACAAGGAAUGGUAUAGCGUGUGAUAUCAUCCUCAGUGUCAUUACCUCGUAUCCCGUUUAAUUGAAGAGGGUAGAUCCCAUCCCAUAAAAGGUAGGGUGCAGUAGAGGAAAAUACUGUUCUGAAGAUGGUAAAAGAUGACAUCUGUUUAUUCACCACCUCUCUCGCACCACUUGGCAUCAUGGAGAACCCAUACCUCUGUACUCUAGCAGAUCAUCACAGCAGCAGUGAUAAUCUUCACGAGUUGUCAUAUACAGACAAGCUAAUAUUUACUCCCUCUUCACAAACUGCUAUGACCUUGCCUAUAUCUUGUUCUAUUCAUACAGUCAAACCUUGCUUCCAGAAACACUCAUCAUGUCUAUUCAACUUCUUGGUCUUCCUCUCUUCCAUCCCUUUAAUUAAAAUACAUAGAUUUAUUCAAUCGAUCAUCAUUCAGUUGUGGCUGAAUUAUAUCUAUACACAUACCUAAAUCUGAGGACUUUGAACUUGUUUUGUGAGGAACCUCUUUGCAGCUCCUCAACCUUAACUCUGGAUCUACCAUGCCUUAAUGCAACAACUAGGCCUCUAAAAUCCAAUUGUCACCUACCACGGCUGGAAAUUGGAUCUCUCCAUAAGGAAAGAGGAUCAGGGAUCAACCACAAAAAUGGGGGGGGGGGGGCCUUAGAAAACCAAAGUACAACAAAAUAAUUAACUGCGUGGAGGAAAUGAGGUAAACUUGCUUCCCUUUCAUAAUCAUAAAUCAAGGUGGCAUAAUCACUGCCACCUUGGUCCUACCACGCCUGAAUGCUACAGAGUGGCAGCCAAGUCAUGAGGUUCCAGUCAGCUUGUCACUUCACUCUAAAGCCACCUGUGCCAAACAUCAUCCCCACCCCAUACCCACAUGAAAGAAAUGCUCAAUCAUCCUGGGAAAAAGCAUACCAGAAAUAACUUUGAUGUCCUCCCCACUUUGCUGUUUCCAGCAUGUACCACAAAAGGGCUAACAGGAUGAAUCCCGUCAACCGCCAGACCUGGGUGAGCAUUGAGAAUGCUCCCUUGACGACACAGUAGAGGUCACAGCAGAUCCACUUGUGCCUGGGCAUCUGACACACCAGAACCUCUGUUCCAUCCAGGAAUUUGAGAAAGCAGGUACAGGGCUGGACUAAAACCAAACUAGAACCUGAGCUGCCAACUGCAGCUGAAGUACCUGUUUGGGCAGAUGGAAGGACACACUCAAAGCAUCUAAAACUUUAGAAAUCUUUUUCCUCGGGAAAAAACAAGAGGAAAGAAUGUGGUAGCAAACAGAAGUGAAAGUGACCAAGGUGAUUACUUAUUUAUUUCACAACUUGCAUGCUUGCCUUAAGAUUGUUUUACUGAUUUUUACAUGUCAUCCUUUCUAAGAUUGUCUAUUCUCCUCACCACACAUACUUUCUAGGCAAUCCAUUUCUACUGUUCCAAUUAUGUACUGUAUUUAGUUUUCAUCCUCAUGAUACACCAUUGCCUCUCAUUUUCCUCUGGCUACAUCUUGUAUUUUCUUUAUCCUAUCUUGGAUAGUCGUUGUACCAGACACCUUCCUUCCCCGAUUCACUCUAGUCUCAACUUUGCUUGCAAAGCUUCUUCUUUUAAUAAAGUUUACAUCUUGGGUGUUUAAACUAAUAUAUCAUUUAUCCAUUAACUAUUUUCACGUAUAGUGUUUCCUCCGUCUUCAUUCCCAAAAUUUUAACUUUUUGUCCAUAUUAACCUUUUCUUUUUCAUAUAUCAAUAAAGCUGAACUUCAUACACAAAUCUCUAUGAUUUUCUGCUAGAACUGCAUCAUAUGCAUCAAUAAAAUUGUAUAUAGUGCUCCAUUUUCUUCUAUCAGACAGUAAAUUACCACAAUAAUUUAUUAAAAUAGUUUUGAAACUUAACUUUAAAUCCAUGUUCUGAUAAGGGAAGCAACCCCUUCUUGAUCACCCUUAAAGUCGUUAAAUUUUUGUUGGGCGUACACUGUAUAUAUAUAUAUAUAUAUAUAAAUAAUUUCUUGGAAAUGGCACUUAAAGCAUGGAUCUCUCAGUCAUUCUUAAUUGUUCAGCAUCAUUUUCAUAAUAACUACAUGAGAGACUGCUUCUGUAACAUGUUUUGUAAGGAAAUCUUGGAGAAAUGGUGAUGUGCCAUAUGUUGCCUGUCAUCUUUAGUUGUUUUUGUGUGCAGUUUAUUUUCAGUUCCUGGUGAAGAGAAGCUUUGUCUAUUCAAAGUUUCUUGAGAUAUUAAAAAUCUGGCCAUGGCUUUAUUCUAAAGACAACAUGUAGCAUUAAAUUAAUUUCUGUAGAACCAAUCGUUGAAUUGAAUCAAUAGGAACAAUAGUAUGAAAUACUAUAAUUAGACAAUACAGAAAUAUGCAUAAUGUUUGAACGUUGGCAUAAUCAAAGGUAUAAAAUUAUUUUCUUAAAAGAACUAAACUGUAUACUGUACACUAUCUUAGUAGUAGAAACAUUAAACAUGAAUCCACUCAUGGAUAAAUUUAAUUGGCAUUUUGGUCCAUCCUAGACCAUUAUCAAGUCAAAAUGUAAUAAUGGUUUGGAUCAAACCAAAAGUUGAUCACUUUGUUGUUGUAAUGGGUUAAGAGUUGUUCUACAUUAUUGUGAUUUGUUCUUCGGGUAUAAUACUGUAGUGAUAAAACUGAUAUAGUUUUUGUGAAGAGUGUAAAGUUUUGGGUUAAAUAUAAAUUAUGGGCGUGGUAUAAUGGCAGAAUGGUUAUCAUGUGGGGCUGUAGUUAGGAGCUAGUAGCUGAGGUAAGGAAAUUAUCAGAAGAAAGUGCAUAGUCAGUAUGACUAUUACUUUAAAGUGAUAUGAGGAUGGAUUGAAAGAACUAUGUUCAACAGCUUAGAUCAUCGAGGAUCGAAUGCCAAUAAGGCAUGAUGCAAGACCAUCGCAGUACUGACUAAUCAAAGUAAAUAAGCAGAGUGGUUAUCCUAUGGGGCUUUAUAUAUGGAUUUAGUGGUCAAGUGAUUAUCAUGUUGGGCUUGUAGUCUUAGGGAGCCUAAGCUUCUAAAGCAAGUUAAGAGCCUUUCUCAUGUAACUAUAUCCCCAUGCCUAACCUCACUUGGUCUAUAAAUAGCUUGACUAAACACCUUAGUCUGGUCCUUGCAUUAAAAUUGGGCAAGCUUUCCUUGCUAGAGGAGGGGCCUAGUUCAUUACACAAAAUACCUAAUACAUUUACCUGAAUUAUAUUAUGUUGAAUGUAAAAUCUUUAAUGAAUGUCAUUUACAUAAGAACAUGUUGAAAUUAUCAUACAUCAUUUGCCAUGUGAUGCAGUAUCAUCAAUUAAUACUGAAUUAUGAAGAAAGUUAAAAUUAUUUAACUUUAUUUAUGUAUCUGUUAAAAUUAUUUUUAUAUAUUUUUUACUAUUGAGAAGUUUAUUAAGUACAGUACUUGAUUGCAUAUGUUGCUCAAGUGAUCAAUGAUGAACAUGUACUUUAUGUGAAUGUACAUGUAUACAACUUUAAGUAACUGCAAUAGUAGUAACUGCAAUUAAAUAUAAGUGGCAUGUAAAUUAUUGCAUUAUUUCAAUAUGUACUGUAUUUUGUAUUUUAAAAUACUGAAAUGAUGCCAUGAACUACUUUAUUUUGAUUGGGAUGAAAAUCAAUGAACUACUACUUUUGAACUUUUUUUUUUAUGAACUACUACUUUUGAUUGGGAUGAAAAUCUGAACUUCAAGUGUUGUUGGGUGUAGAGAAAAGGAGCAAAAGGCAUCUGUUUAUGUAUUAGCUGCAUCACUUGGCACUGCAGUGGUUUAUUUUGUCUUUAAUUCUGUGAAAAUUAUUUUCCUUGGCAGUAUAUAGUGGUCCAUGAGUAUUAACCAUUGGCAAAAUACUGUAUGCCUAUUAUUUGCAUAUCCCUUGGAAACUUCAAUGUUUACGUAGUUGUUAAAAGUGGAAACUAAUAUGUUAAUAUAUAAUUUAUUUUGUCAUGAAUAUUCUCCUGCAAGUACAGUACUGUAUUAUAAUUAACUUGAAAUAUUUUGGGAAAUACUCGCAUAUGGUCUCCAGGGUCCUUGCAUUAUGAUCGCUCCACUCAAUAAUGGGCACCAGGAUUGGUGCCCAUGAUUGUGUGGAGCGGGUAACCCAGUUAACACCUUGUUUUUGUUUGGUGUGUACAAUAUAUUCAGUGAUAGCAAAUACACUCUUCUCCCAAACUUUAACGGGAAAUGCAUUGAGAUCUCUUAAUAUAAUUUUUGCUACCAAUGUUAUGUAUUGAAACCUCUUAACAUAUUUGUGAUCAUUCAUUGAAAGUACUUGGGUCUGUGGGACAAUGGUACUAAAUGAAACUGCAAAAAAACUCCAAAAUUAAAAUCAAGCAUUGAACUUUGUUUUAUCAAUGCUCAAUGGCUUUCCUGUAGCCCCACACUCCUAGUAUCACACCCAUCUUUAAUAAUCUUUAUAACUGCACUUAGGGGAAUAUUAACCCUUAGACUGUGCAAUACAUAUGUUAAAUUAUUUUAUGUCAAAUCAUUUAAGUUUUUAAAACAUGCACAAACACCUUCCUUUUUUUUUUUUUUGCAUAAUCAACUAGGCAAAUGCUCCCACUUUAUCUAAAUGAUCACAGUGUAACUUGAAAAACAAGAGAAUCAAAACUAAUUUUAAAAAUUGAAUAUUGAAAACUUCAGAUUUUCAAUUCAGAAUAAAAAAUAUGAACUAUCACAAUUGUUCAUUUAAUGUUAUUAUUCUCUCAGAAUAGCAUAUGAUCUUCAUUUUCAUCAAAUUAGAAUAUAGGUUUCAGUACAGUUUACUGUAAAAAAAAUCACCAAUAGGGCAUUUGAAAUACAGUAUGCAGAAAAUUUAGACCCCAAAAAAUUAUAACUCCAAAUGUAUAAAGUUUAUGAAAAAAACAUUCUGAUGGGAUUGUAGAACAGAGAGCUGAGCACACAAUAUGUCAAAAUAGUGAGAAUCUGUCAAAAAUUGGGAUUUUAGACGCCACUCAAAGUUGAAACUCUAGUUUCAGAGAUAAUUGAAGUUGAAGUUAUCAACAAUGAAUAAAGGUACUUUUAAUUUGUUAAUUUAAUUAUAUGUUAUAAUAAACAUUGUUCGGCAUUCAUACUCGAAUAUGUGAAAGUUGGAGGUCAAUAUGUGUUGAAAUGAAGUCAAGAAAAAGUAACCCCCCAAAAAAACACAAAAAUAUUUAUAAUUAUCCCUAUAUUAAGGAAUAUAUUUGGGGUAUAUUUUAUAUAAGUGAAAAAGCCCUAAUAUGGUCCCUAAUCAUCAAAACAACAUAGAGAGACAAAGAAAAUAGAAUUUGAAAUCAGAGAAAAAAUCGGCCCCCCAAAAAUUAAGUCCCAAGUUUUGCGAGUUGUGCCCGAUUUUUUUGUUGACCAAUUUCAUUCAAUCUUCACAUAUGUAGGAAAACAUAUGCAUUCUCCCAUAUGCAUUCUCAGGAUGUAAAGGUUACAGCAAAAUCAGAUAAUAAACAAAAGGAGAAAAAACUAAAAUCUUAAAAAAAAAAAUAUCCCCUAAAAAAUAUUUUUGUGACAUUGAUGAAAGUAACAUACAGUAUAUUAACAUGGGAUUAUGUAUUUAUAUGAUAUAUAACACAAUAGAACACAUUAACAUAGUUAUUCAUUAUUAUUUCUGUUAUUAUGUAUUACUCAGCAAUGAUAUAAAGGCACCAACUGCAUAUCCAAUUUGUGGACACUUCUUACUACUAUUCUUCUUUGAGCGUCGGACAGGUGCUUGCAUCUCUAUUACUGUAUAAUCCUUCAGAUCCAGUUAUUAGGAGCUGUUCUCCUUAUCAACAAAAUGCUUAUAUUUGUAAAAAAUUUGUCUAAAAUCCAUUUCUGAAAAUAUUUUGAUGAAAGUUUCACGACACUGAAGUCAAUAAGUUGGAGACAUGUUGAGCAUUUUUAAGUUAUUUUUUACAUAAUUUGAAUAUUUUUCGGUACCAGGCCCCCAAUAUGCACGGUCUAAGGGUUAAGGGAGAUAACAUUUAUACUGUCAUUUUCCACACUUUGUGAAUAGCUGGAAUAUAAAUUUAUGGCCAGCUUUAAUCUUGAUUACAAGAGUUUCACUCAGUCAUACAGGACAUUAGAUCAUUAUUUAUUCAAAUAUGGCCCAAUCUAGUUUAUAGAAAUGUCAAAGAAAAAAAUUUAGACAUGGGGAAAGCUAAUGAGACUGUUUUGAAAACAAAAUUGUUUUUGGUAAUGCAUUUGAAAACGGCGAGUUUCUUUAUAUGGAGUAUGGGUCAUUCUGGGAGUGAAUAUGCAGACCAUCCUCACAAGCUGCCACAACAGACAGAAAAUGGGGUAGUAAAAUGCCCAAACCUAACCUAACCAAGCUACCCAUGCAUAGAAAAUAUGAAUGUAUUAUAAUAUAAUACAAAUGUAUAAUACGAUGUAUUAUUUGAGAGGACAAGUUGUAAUAUGUUACAACUUGUAACAUAUUACAACACACAAUAUUGCAUUAAAUAUUUAUUUAAUAGGCUUGAUUUAGGCUUGAACAAAAUUUCAUAGAAAAAGAGUUUUGGGCAUGAAGUUAAUGGGCCUGGUUUGAAAAAGAUCAUAUAACUGGUUAUUUUGUAAAAAUUGUAUAAUCUUGUAUGUAACAAAAUUCCUAUUUUUUGUAUCAGUUAAGUUUUCCCAUAAAAUCCUUGACAAAAUCAAUAUGGAAAAUUUCUACAUUAGGUUAAUGGUUUGUGGUAAUCUGAAAAUUGAGGACAAACCUUCAAAAUUUAUUUUAAUAAAUAAUUGCCUAAAUUGUAUUAGUACUGUAUACAGUUUGUAUAGUUAGGUUCAAUAUUAACCCCUGCACUGCACCCGUUUCAUGUGACAGCUUCAUGGUGCAGUUGUUAAUGAAUUACUGUUAUUAACAUUACUGAAAACUUAAAAGUGAGAACAAUAUCAAAAUAUUGCCAAAUUAACAAUUUUAAUUUCUAAUUGCAAAAAGAGUGAAAAAACAUUAAAAUAUUGCUAAAUUCAAACUUUUUUUGCUCCACCCAUCAACCACCUUAAGGUGCUAUGUGCAGUUAGUGGUUAAAUAUUUUGCAAGUUUGCAAGGCAAUGAUGACUUCUCACCAAGUAUAAAUAAAUAACAAUAAAUAACAUGUUAUUUAAUAUUAAUAUACAUAUAUAUAUAUAUAACAUACUGUACUGUGUUUAUUUUUGGUAACCAAAUCUUCCAUUGAUGGCUUAUGCCAAUUGGUGUUAUUGCCCUUUUAUUGUGAAAUCAGUAAAAUAAAGACAAAAAAUAGGUGAUAUAAUUAUGAUGAUAAAAGUGAUUUACAGUAAUAAUUUAUUUUAAGAGUUUGGUAAUAUAGUACAGUAUGUCUAAACAAACCAAACAAAAAUUAGCUGCUGCACUUGUUAAUGCAUUUUCAUGACGGUACCCAUAUAGAAAAUAUUGUGUAUAUCAACUAAUUUAGUAUCUAUAUUAAGUCUUGCCCAGUUUCUAGGCUGUAAUAUCAGACCAGACAAGAAUUUUAAUCUAAAUCUUUUUAACACAAAGAGGCAGGUAUGUUGGCUGGAGCCUCAGAUGACCUGGGCUUCCACCAUGUGGUGGUCAGGCACAUCACAAUUUGGACGUUUUCCCCCGUGCAAUGAUCAUUUGCCUUGUUGGCCAAUUGUUGUCAUGCAUUUGCUUAUUUUGGUGUGCUUAUUCUCUCUGGUGGAUUUUUUCUCAGUUUUAGAUUGAACUCCAAUUUUAAGCUUCCCUUGCCUUGUAGAAGAGCCAAAUUCUUGGUUCCUGGUAGACAAGGAUUAGUCUCAAUGCUUCAUUUCUUGGUGAUCUGUAUGUAGUACCCUGAGAUCUGCAUUUCAGAUUUUUACUUUAAGAUAUUAUGCACCCCAUUCCCAUCCUGUGAGGUGGUAAUGGAAAAGGGUUACAGAGGCACACAAUGGGCUAAAGGAACUAAACCCAAAAAUUUGUUUAGCUAACCAAAUUACAGCACCGACAAGCUAUUUAAGAGUCUGUUAACAGGUACAUCAACAGUCUAUUAUCAAUUACUGUAGUUAUUAUGAAUUACCUCCUACCCAUUCCUAUCCUGUGAGUGAAUGGCAGAAAUGCUUAGGUGUUGUUGGGUUCAGGUACUCAACCCCUAUGACCAAUGAACUAAGCAAUUUCCAUUUUCCAUUUAACUACAUGCAGUUAUAAAUGGUUAAUGAAGCUCUAUAGCUGAGCUGAAGUGCCUUGUUUAACCUAAAUUGAUCAACAUAUUUCAAAAGACUAGUGAUGCACUACUGUAUGUGGAAAGUUACUUCUUAUCUGUAACACACACUUCACUUGAAAAGCUCUUUUUGUGAUUUGUUUAGAAAUGAGAGAAAGAUGCAGUAUUCCCUAAUAACUCAGCUACUGUGACUUAUGAAGAAGCUAACACUAUCAUAUGAGUUUCAUUUGAUCUCUUAAAAAUCAAUCGUGCUAUCAUAGUGGAAACACAGCAUUAGUAAGUGAAUCUGAAUAUGAAAAGUCAGUGCUGGUAAUUACACAAACAUGUAGUUAAUUAAAUGUAAAUGAGGUCAAUAACAUAUUUAGGCACAUUCUAUUAAUCCAGUUGUUUCUGGCCAUGUUAGGCAGUAUGUUUAUCAAACCACCAUUUUCUGUGCGUUGCUUUACCAGGUUCUCGGAUAUUAUGUCAUUUACUUUGUCUCACUUGUAUUACUCUUAAGUAAUGUCCUAAUUACUCUUGGCUUUUUCAAGGUAAAUUAUUUGCAUAUACCUGUAUAUUGCCAUCCUGUUGCUUGAUUUUUUUAAUUGAACAGCAAUUAAUCUACUAAUGAGCAUUUUUCCUGGGCUGGGAUUAGUGAGCAACAUCCGUCAAAUUUUGGUAUUGUUAAUACGUUAUGUUUUACAGUACAGUAUUUGAAAAUUUAAAUCUGCAAACAGUUUUCAUUAAUUUUUUUAACCCUAGAAAAGUCUGAAUUGGGAAGUGUUUACAUAUUUUUGGAUUUUCCAGGCCUCCAGUGACAUAAUUGACUUAUUCAAAGAGUAAUUUACAUUACUUACCUAAAAUAUGUCAUCAAUUGAUACAGUACAAUGUAAUUGUAAAGUCAAAAGUUUAACCAUUUCUUAUUAUAGAACGGUGAUGCAUUUGUUUUCAGUGUGAAUGAACUGUUAGUGUAUUAAGAAUUUGUAAUGGGCUUCAUGUCCACUCUUUACUGCAAUUAUUAAUUUGUACACUAUUACAAAUGUAGGUUAAGAUAUGUUGGCCCUUGCCUUCAAUGGAAGAACUUGUGUUAUGAGCAUUCAAUAAACAGUUGGGUUUUUUAAAUAAUUAAUUAAUAAAUUUUUACCAUUGUUCAUGCAUCAAUAAGAAUGCAACUCUACAGCAGUUAACUAAUUCCUGGGUACCUAUUUCCUGAUAGGUGAAUAGAGGCAUUAGGUGAAAGGAUACAUGGUAACCUGUCUCACCUGGGAUUCAAACCCAGAAUUCCUGAUUGUGAGUCAAGAACAAAGCCAACUGUACUACCUUUACGGUAUGUUUUAGUGGCAUUUGCUUGGUUGCCAGAUGUUGUCAAAAUCAAUUACAGUACAUCUGUCAUUGUUUUAACUUCUGUCACUUAUAGUUCCCCUCAAUUUUUUUUACUUUAUCUUCAGUAUAUUGGCCACUUACGUAUACUUUAUUAAGCUUCAUUUGCUCUUACAUCUUAGUGCAAACAAAGGAAAAAAAAUUAUGUAGAAUUCAAAUCUUAGUGUUUGUUAUUCAACAUUUGUAAUCAUGUAGGGGGGUAAUAUAGGGAUAGGUAAAAACGUUAUCGAUCUGAAUAUAGACGACAAAACACUGUCCGCCAAUGCAGUCUACUGAAACUGUCAGCACUUGGUGCUUUGUUCACCCAAUGUUGAGGAUAAUUUACUGUAAGCCUAUAUUAAUUGUGUGUGUAUUCAGAGUGUUUUACCAAGAAUAUUUUUGGUAUUGUCAGUUAAUUAGCAAUGUUUGUUCUAUUUUUAGUACCUUAAAAUGUGAAUUAUUACUAUUCUGUAUAUAUGGACUUAUAAUCUAUAUUAUUGUAUUUUUAAAAAAAGAUAUAUAUGUUUUAUUUAUAUAGUAUUUUAAAAGUCCAUACAGCAUCAAAGUUAUAUCUGUUCAUUAGUUCUGUUUUUUCUUUUAUAAAUUUAUUGACAAGUCCUAAGAGUCCUAAUAGUAAAUGUAGUAAUUUGUUUCAAGAAAUAAAAUGACUUCUGCUUAUUGACUGUAUGUACCUGGAUCUUUCCAACAGAUGUACUACUUUGGUGAAGUUGGACAUUUAUUCUCUUCGCGAUGCUUAAGGGACAUGUAUUUACACUUCAUAUUAUGAUGGCUUAAAGUAUGGACUCAGAUUUAUAGAUAUAAUAUAUAAAAGACCACAGAUUUA